UACUUUAUCUUUUCAUAUAUCACUCAGAUAUUCAUGUAAAAUGAUUGUGCAUUUGUGAUUUACUACAAUUGAUCAUAUUCGUGAUGAGCUUGUAUUUAUGUGUACAGAGUCUUUUCAGCAGCUGUUGAGCGGCUACUGUAACACGGUCUGCUGCUGGCAGCUCCUCCCAUCCAGCUAUAAGAGCCCAGCUGACCAGGUAGUCAGGGUCCAUCCUUAAAGUAGGCCAGUGAAAACUGACUUAUGAAAACACAGCUCAUUUAAAAAAAAAAAAAAAAAAAACAACGUAUUUUUUCGCAGGUGGUUAUAUGCAGCCUUUGUGUCAUACUGAGAUGUAGGAAAAGUCCCCGAUUUUGUUUUCGGACUAACCUAACAGAGGAUCUGGAGCAGGGACCGGUAGCUUUUAACGAUGACUUUUGCCAUGCUGCGGCCUGUGGCGACGCACUUAAUCUAUUCAGACCUCACUCUCAUGUCCGAGGACGAUGAAAACCGCAGCGAAAGCGACGGUAGCUCGGAGCGAAGUUACUGUGACUCCAAGGAGAAACGCAGGAGGAUUUCUCGCAAACUGGAAGGAGACUCCCCGGUGGUUAUCAAACAGAGGAGCGCCGCUAACGCCAGGGAGAGAGGCAGGACCCAGAGUGUCAACACCGCGUUCACAGCUCUUCGGACUCUCAUACCCACCGAGCCAGUGGACAGAAAGCUCUCCAAGAUUGAAACUCUCCGCCUGGCAUCCAGCUACAUUUCCCAUCUGGCCAACGUGCUUCUCAUUGGAGACGGCGGCGCUGACGGACAGCCGUGCCUCGGCGCGGUCCAUGUGCAGGGAGAGAGCGGGGCGAAGCAGCCGCGGACCAUCUGCACCUUCUGCCUGAGCAACCAGAGAAAAGGGAUAAAGGAUGGCAAAGACUGUAUAAAAAUGCGAGGACUGGGUCCACUGCGAAUGAGACGCUGACCGGAGACCAGUCAGUGAUCAGCAACCUGAAAAUAAUCAAAGACUUUCUCAGGGAAGAGUCAAAGCUGGCGUUACAAGGCACACACACACUCACUCACACAUAUGUAAAUGUACACAUGCUGGAUCAAAUUAUGGAAGAAAAAGAGAGAAAAGACUAUUUAUACUUGACUGAGAAAUUUAAGCAUAAGCCUUUCAAAG
This is a messenger RNA of Toxotes jaculatrix (banded archerfish), 1144 nucleotides long. It is a transcript of the gene tcf15, whose product is annotated as transcription factor 15. Gene Ontology annotation, biological process: developmental process; regulation of transcription by RNA polymerase II. Gene Ontology annotation, molecular function: RNA polymerase II transcription regulatory region sequence-specific DNA binding; protein dimerization activity; DNA-binding transcription factor activity, RNA polymerase II-specific. Lineage: Eukaryota; Metazoa; Chordata; Actinopteri; Toxotidae. The transcript is spliced from 2 exons. The coding region runs from base 407 to 946 and encodes 179 amino acids. The record is from RefSeq and is a predicted model, not a curated record.